This is a messenger RNA of Mauremys reevesii (Reeves's turtle), 5721 nucleotides long. It is a transcript of the gene PTPRE, whose product is annotated as protein tyrosine phosphatase receptor type E. The record is from RefSeq and is a predicted model, not a curated record. NCBI's taxonomy places the organism in Eukaryota, Metazoa, Chordata, Testudines, Geoemydidae. Gene Ontology annotation, biological process: protein dephosphorylation. Bases 156 to 2369 code for a protein of 737 amino acids. Gene Ontology annotation, molecular function: protein tyrosine phosphatase activity. The transcript is spliced from 21 exons.
GCGCAGCCUCUCCCGGAGCGCUAGGGCUGGAUUCCCCGGCGGCCAGCGCUGCGAUCCCUCGGGCGAGCAGCAGGCGGCUCCCCGGCUGACGCUGCCGCUGCCGCUUCGGAGCGCACGGCGGAGGCGGAGGUUUGCUGCUCCGGCAGGCAGGGUGAAUGCCAGGGCGUCCCCCGCCUGCUGCACCGACCGGGGCGGCCGUGCGCCCGCUGCCUCUGCUUGCGGGCGGCGGCGGGGCCGAGCCGGGCAUUCCCCCCGAGCGUAUAGCUGCUUCUUUCUUCAGAUCCAUGAUGGAACAGUCCAAUUCAUUCUUGAUUGUUUGUAUUAGUUUUCUACUUGUUGAAGCUUCAGCGCACAAUGGAACCACACCACCAAAUAACACAACAACAAAGCCUCCAGAAGUGAACAAUUCACACCAGCAGCUACUGACUUCAAUGUUGAUCCUGCUUCUUGUGUUCAUCAUUUUCAUUCUUCUGGCUGGCUAUUUUUUCAGGUUCAGAAAACAUAGGAAAGCUGUUGUGACCUCCAGUGACAAAAAGAUGCCAAAUGGAAUCUUAGAAGAGCAAGAACAGCAAAGGGUGAUGCUGCUCAGCAGGUCUCCCUCUGGCCCAAAGAAGUACUUUCCUAUUCCAGUGGAGCAUCUGGAGGAAGAAAUACGGAUAAGGUCAGCAGAUGAUGGGAAAAGGUUUCGGGAAGAAUUUAAUUCAUUGCCAGCCCGAUGCAUGCAAGGAACAUUUGAAAUGGCAAAUAAAGAAGAAAACAGAGAGAAAAACAGAUAUCCCAACAUCCUUCCUUAUGAUCAUUCCAGAGUCAUUCUGACCCAAAUAGAUGGAGUUCAGUCUUCAGACUAUAUUAACGCUUCAUACAUAGAUGGUUACAAAGAAAAGAAUAAAUUUAUAGCUGCUCAAGGACCUAAACAAGAAACAGUUAAUGAUUUCUGGAGGAUGAUAUGGGAGCAGAAAUCUUCAAUUAUUGUUAUGUUAACAAACUUGAAAGAAAGAAAAGAGGAUAAAUGUUAUCAAUACUGGCCAGAUCAAGGAUGCUGGACUUAUGGAAAUAUCAGAGUUUCUGUGGAAGAUACUAUCGUUCUCGUGGACUACACCAUUCGCAAGUUUUGUAUACAGUCACAGCUUCAUGAUGGCUGUAAAGUUCCAAGGCUUGUAACACAGCUCCAUUUUACCAGCUGGCCUGAUUUUGGCGUGCCUUUCACACCCAUUGGGAUGCUGAAGUUUCUGAAAAAAGUCAAAACAUUGAAUCCUUCACAUGCUGGACCAAUUGUGGUUCACUGUAGCGCUGGCGUGGGUCGAACAGGCACAUUUAUAGUGAUUGAUGCCAUACUAGAUAUGAUGCAUGCUGAACAGAAAGUUGAUGUUUUUGAGUUUGUUACAAGAAUCCGUAAUCAGCGCCCACAGAUGGUUCAGACUGAUAUGCAGUAUUCAUUCAUUUAUCAAGCCUUACUUGAAUACUACCUCUACGGUGACACGGAACUAGAUGUGUCCUCCUUAGAAAAGCAUCUUCAAGCAUCGAACACCACAACACCACAUCUUGUCAAAACAGGGGUAGAGGAAGAAUUUAAAAAAUUAACAAAUGUUCGAAUAAUGAAGGAAAACAUGAGAACUGGCAAUCUGCCAGCGAAUAUGAAGAAAGCCAGAGUCAUCCAGAUAAUUCCAUAUGACUUUAAUAGAGUGAUUCUUUCAAUGAAAAGAGGUCAGGAAUAUACAGACUACAUCAAUGCCUCCUUCAUAGAUGGCUAUCGCCAGAAGGAUUAUUUCAUUGCAACCCAAGGACCACUUCCUCAUACAGUGGAAGACUUCUGGCGAAUGGUGUGGGAGUGGAAAUGUCACACGAUUGUUAUGCUUACAGAAGUUCAAGAAAGGGAGCAGGAAAAAUGUUUUCAGUACUGGCCAUCAGAGGGCUCUGUAACUCAUGGAGAGAUAAAUAUAGAGCUAAAGAAUGACAGUCUUUUGGAUGCCAUAAGCGUAAGGGACUUCAUAAUCACAUUCAAUCAGGAGAAGCAGAGCAGACUUGUCCGACAAUUUCAUUUUCAUGGAUGGCCUGAAAUUGGAAUUCCUGCUGAAGGAAAAGGAAUGAUUGACCUCAUUGCAGCUGUCCAAAAACAGCAGCAGCAGACAGGAAACCAUCCAAUUACUGUGCAUUGCAGUGCUGGAGCUGGAAGAACAGGUACAUUCAUAGCACUCAGCAAUGUUCUGGAACGAGUAAAGGCUGAAGGGCUCUUAGAUGUAUUUCAAGCUGUGAAGAGCUUAAGAAUGCAAAGGCCACAUAUGGUGCAAACACUGGAACAGUAUGAAUUCUGCUACAGAGUGGUACAAGAUUUCAUUGAUAUAUAUUCUGAUUAUGCUAAUUUCAAAUAAAACUUCCUGCCUUAUUUUUUAAUUUAAUAGUCUGUAUAAAUAUUUGUAAAUCAUGUUAAUUUAUACCAUAUUUUCCAUUAUGAUAAUUCCUACUGUAAAUGAUAUUGUCUGUUUUGCUUUAAAAGUCACUUUUGCUGUAUAAAAUUAUAAAUUACUCAAAUAGAAAUAUCUUUUAAUUGUAAUAAAUGUUCAUAUACAAAAUAUCACUAUAUAUGUUGUUGAAUGUUAUAUACAUUUUUUACCAAAUCUUGGUUUCAUUUCUCUCUUUGCAUUUUCCAGUACAUUAAAAUAUUUAUCAAUAUUAAUUUUAUUUCCCAAGUUUAGCAGCCCCUACAUUUUACAAAGCUAUUUUUUAUUUUAUAUUAAAUAAUUAUACAUAGCGAAUAUGUUUAAAGCUAAAUUAUUUUGCCUCUGACCUUUCUUUCACUGAAGUCAAUAACACACAAUUGAUUUCAUGAGUAGUAAUGUUUAUUAGGAGCCAGAUUCUGAUACCCUUACUCAUCUUCAAUAGCACCUUACUCUACAAAUAGUCCCAUUGAAGGCAAUGAGAUAAGGUGCUAUUUAGUGUGAGUAAGGGUGUCAGAAUCUGGCCCUCAGAGUGUAAUAACAUAUGCUCCAACUACAGCUUAAAAACAAACAUUAACAGCCACGAUUUUUAAAGUCAGUAUAUUGUACAGCUUUAUUUCAAGAUAAGUUGUCAGUUAGAAAUAAUUCAGUGUAAAUACAGAGUUUAAUAAAUUAUUUGAUUUAAAUGUAGUCUUGAAAGUUCAUUUUACUUUGUUUUUUUAUUAAAUCUAAUGUAUUUUAAGUGUUCCUUACUGAAAUACAGUUUUGUAAUUUGAGUGAGUUUCACUGUUUUGAAGAUCUUUUGCAUGUCAGAAGAUUAAAUUCUGCUGAGAAUAUUUUUGCUGCACCUGAGCUUCUGUCAACUAUUGCAAGAGAUUUUAUUCCUGUUGCCACAAACAGACACAGAGCUUGAUAUAAUAUGUAUAAUAGAGAGAGAGAGACUGAGACUUUCUGCUUGACUAGAAUAUAAAAACUUCUUAAAUUUUUUGAAAAAGCAUUUUAAUAUUGAAAUCCCACUGGUAUCAACAGUAAAGACUGUUGAUAGGAAAGAGCUCUUUUAAAAUGUAUAUUCUUAAAAUAAUGUCUCCAUAGUUAAAAAGCAGAUCUUUCCCUAAUAAAAAAGGGGUAUCUAUGUGUUUGCAUGUGUAUAUAUAAUGAAAUAUUUCAUAGACCUAAACAGGAUUUGGGGGACAGAAAGUACAAAAGACACGAGGCUUCUGAAUGUUGACUAUUUUAAAAAAUAUCUUUCUCAUCCUUUAAAAAGCUUAUAUAAAUUAAUGAGCACAAAUAAAUAUGAAAAUAUUUAAUGUAUAUUAAUAUCUAAUAUGCAAUAGUUCUGUCUUGUUUAAUUGGUUGAUUUUUGAAUGCAAGCAUAAAAGCCUUAUUUAAAAAUAAGCAAGAACAUUCUAGUUCUUGCACUAUUUAUCCCAUGUUCCUUUAUGAUAUCUGGAAAUAAACAAAAAUUAGUUAUUCUUUUACUAAUGCAAAGAGUAACAAAGGUGUUCACACCUCUCCUUUUAUUACAUAGUGAACUGAAAAUGGUUCAGGUUAAAAGUCUUUAAGCACAGUUUUGAACACUGCCAUUUACUGCUUAUUGUCUUCCCAGUACUGCACUGCUGUAUAUUUAUUUGUACAGUAAUUAUGCACUUAACAACUAAAACAAUUUGUUGCAAGACUAAACAGUUUGAGGUUAAUGGAUUAAUUCAAAAUGCAAAAAUCUGUAUUUGACUAAAGAAAAGAAUGUUAAAUAAGCUUUCAAUUCUGGCAUGGUGUGAAAAUGGAAAAUAUAUUAAAAUAAAAGGCAUCAAAUACAUGCAGGUACAAAAAGCCAAUACACUAAGGUGGUCAAUAUAAAUAUUUGUAGCAUAGGGAGCAUGUAAGUAAGAUACUAAAUUUGAUGAUGAUACGCUUAAUAAUUUCAUCCCUCAGUAAUUACAGAAUUAUUCCCAACAAUAAAUCUCAAAUGAUGGCUCAGUCUAGUUUUAAAUACAAACAGUUAUGCUUCCACUGUUUCUCUUGGGAAUAUAUUCUACGAUCUAAGUAGAUUUCACUGUUGAGAUUUUUUUCCCCUAGUAAUCAGCCUACAUAUUUUGUUUCACAUUUUCCCAUUAUUCUGUAGUGCUCCUUGGACAGCCCUUAAGAUCUGGCUGUGUUCAGAUGUUUGGUAGAUUUGUCUUGAUAUUACCUAACAAUUGCCUCCUGGAGUAGAACUCACGUUAGAGAGGGAGACAACCUUGUUAGAUAAUUUAAAUUAUCCUGAAGUGAGAUCUGCCAAUUCAGACCUAUAUGCCAGCACAGUUACAUUGACUUCCGUGUGUUCAGAAGGGUCCACUCUAACAGAUCCUUUUGCAGGUUUAGGACUCAGCUCUCUGUCUGAUUAAUGACUGCAAGACAAGGCAGCAAGUUAGCCUCCUGAUGCAGGAAGUAUCAGAUACUAAACAAAAACUAUGAUUAAUAUUAACCAAAAUGCCAAGAAAUUCCUGUUGUCUUUAAUAUAAAGACAUCUAAGGUGUAACAGAAGUACCCAUAAAAAUAUUUCAGAAGUGAGAAAUAUGGCUAAGCAAUUACAUGUUCUUAUUAUAAUUUAGAAAGCUUGUUUUCCAAUUCUUUUUAGCCAAAUAAGCUUGUUGUACUUAAUACAACAGUCUAAUAAAUAUAUAGGAUUAUCUCUUUAUAAUUUUUUUGUAUUGCAUGUAAUUGAAUUAAAAUGCCAAAUAGGGAUCAGAAAAUGUAAAUUCUGGUCCGUAUGCGUUAUUGGUCACUAUGUGACUUACUUUACUGUCUAUUUUCAUGUGUUACAUUAGGCCCCAAUUCAUUAAAGUAUUUAAAUAUAUACUUUAAGUCUAUCUCUACUCAGCAAAUCACUUAAGCAUGUGCUGAAGUACCAUUGGCUUUUGUGCUGCUGAAACAUGCACUUAAGUGCUUUGCUGAAUUGGGGCCUUAAUAAAGAAUGCAUACUGUAAUUACCAGUGUUUUUUAAAGUAUUUUUAUGUAUCAGUUUUUUAAACUUUUAAAAUGAGCCUAACCACCUGUGUUUUCAAUGUUUUGAAAUGUUUUCAUUUCCCUGGUAUCAUUUUUAAAGUAAAGUUACUGAAACUUUUCUGUGUAACAAAUUGUAUUUAAUUUGUCAAAUCUUUAUAAUGUAUGUACGUAUUGUACAGUUUCAGCUAUCAUUGAUAUUUUCUUUUAUUACAUUUAUAAUUUGAUCUUGCUGUGUUUAUAAUGCCAGUGAAUGUUGCUGAAUUAUUUGUAUAUGCAAAUUGCAAGAUCUAAUACAUUCUGAUGC